CAGACCUUGUAGCAAACUUCAAAGAUACAAUAAAAAUGGCGACCGCUGCAGGAGAAAGAGCCGGCGAAGACGGGGCUUAUUAUUUGGAACAGGCCGUAUUACCUGUUGACUCUGAUGAUGAGUUUCCCUAUGAAGAAGUGGAAAUUGAUGAUGAUUUCGCAUCAGAACCAGAUGAGGAUCUUCAUGCUGCAGUGAGAACUAUUCAAGAAGCUCAGGAAGAUCAAGAUGCAUUGACGGCUGGAGAGCGCAUGGUCCCUCCUCCUGUCAACCUGAGGCCUGAGGUGGUGGAUGACUUCGUCAGGAACUUCUUGGUCAAGAUGGGCAUGAUGCGGACUCUGGAUUGCUUUCAAACAGAAUGGUAUGAGCUGCAGCAGCGAGGCUUACUGAACGAGGAAGACGUCAAGACUGUCCCUGAUGUGUAUGUUCGCAACCAGCAGCUUGACCUCCAGGUCAAAACACUCAGGAGAGACUUGGACAAGUUUAAGGAUGCUGCAAAUAAGGCUAAGGACACGUACGUGAAGCUGCGCAAGGAGAGAGAUUUCAACCGUAUGCAUCACAAGAGAGUAGUUCAGGAGAAGAACAGGCUCAUCGAUGACAUCAAACGGUUGAAGAAGCACUACGCGUCCUAUGAGCCGACCUUGUCGCAACUGAAGGAGAAAUAUGAGGUGGCCAUGAAAGAGAAGAUGCUGGCUAAGCUAGAGAGAGACCGAUCUGUCAAUCAGGUUUCUGGUCUCCAAGCCACACUUCGUAAUCUAGAAGGAAGUAGCCGCGAGUCAGGAUCCAUGGAGCUCUCCAAGUCUGACCGUAGACUGAUGUUUGCAUCAGGGGUUGGCCCAACACAGAGUAGCGUCCGUCAAGCCAGGGAAGUGAACACCAUGCCACGCCAACCCAACCCUCAGAACAUGGACGUCACGGUACAACCCCAACCGAGACACCCUGAUGAUUCUGAGUUCCCAACGGAUACCGGCGUGAAUCCUCAGCUGACAAACAUCAAAGGACCGUCUGCUCACUUGACUCGCACUGGGGGAUUCCGCCUGACUCAUACCAUCCAGGCUCACUCAUUGGCCGUCAGUGGUAUUGCUCUGCAUCCACGGAAGCAGAUCUUGGCCACAGUGAGCGAUGACCACACAUGGAAGAUGUGGGCCAUACCCAGCGGUGACAUCAUCAUGACGGGAGAAGGGCAUAGCGAUUGGGUCGCUGAUUGUGACUUCCAUCCCAGUGGUGCGCAACUUGUGACAGCCAGCGGCGACUCCACUGUUAAGAUUUGGGAUUUCUCCAAGGCAGAAUGUGUGCACACAUUCACAGAGCAUCAACAUGCAGUUUGGGGAUGCUCUUGGCAUGCAUGCGGUGAUUUCGUCGCCAGUUGCUCGAUGGAUAACACGGCUAAAGUCUGGGAUCUCAACAGUUUACGUUGUCGCUUCACGCUUCGUGGCCAUGCAGACUCUGUGAACAGCAUCGCCUUCCUUCCAUACUCCAACACCCUGUUGACCAGCUCUGCUGAUAAGACGGUGUCAUUGUGGGAUUCACGAACUGGUAUCUGUGGACAGACGUUCUAUGGUCACACGCACUCUGUCAAUCACGCUGCCUUUAGCCUCAAGGGUGACAUUGUUGCGUCAUGUGACAGCUACGGGAACGUCAAACUGUGGGACAUACGCACCUGCGCGCCCAUGACUACCGUUGACGUCGGCCCUCAUCCGGCUAACAGAGUCACAUUUGAUGGAUCCGCGUCCGUGUUGGCCAUAGCAAGUAACGAUGGCACAACAAAGAUGUAUGAGGUUGCUACGGGGCAGGUGUCCACACUGACUGGUCACGAAGACGCGGUUCAUUCAGUGUGCUUUGAUAAGUCUGGGGACUUCCUGGUGUCUGGAAGCAGCGACUGCUCAGUCAGAAUCUGGUCUUAGAUUCUCAGGGAAUCUAGUCCUAUCAAACAACCACAAUGUUGUGUUUUUUUUGGGUGGUGCGAUCAUUUGAGUCAGUUGGGAGGGGGCGGUGCAGUUGGA
Molecule: messenger RNA, 2000 nt
Organism: Asterias rubens (European starfish)
Lineage: Eukaryota; Metazoa; Echinodermata; Asteroidea; Forcipulatida; Asteriidae
Product: sperm-associated antigen 16 protein-like
Exons: 15
Coding region: 36-1901 (621 amino acids)
Biological process (GO): axoneme assembly
Cellular component (GO): axonemal central apparatus
Molecular function (GO): protein binding
Source: RefSeq, a predicted model, not a curated record